GAGCUGAAAUCUCCCCUCCAUUCCUCAACAAAAGUCGCCGUCAGCCUUGUCUCGUUGUUGAUGAUCCAGAAGAUCAAUUCCGCAUAGCCAGACAGACGCAGAAGUUGUAUUUACUUCUGGAUAAACAACAGACGAGUCGCUUUCAACCACUCAUUAUAAUAAACCCACAUACCCCUGAACGUCUGUCCAGGCAUCCCACUUCUCGAAACUCGGAUACCCCAACUCAAUUCAAACCAUUCAACCUCAUCAAUCAUUUCAUCCACAUAUACAUUUCAAUUCUCAACCAUGCCUCUCUUCACCAAGAAAAUCACACCCCCACCUAUGACGCCCGAAGAGGCCCGCGACGCGAAGGAAUUCGAGGCCUACAAACUGCAGCAGCGAACCACUGCCGCCAGGGAAAAAUACUGGAAUUGCGAUAAGAAUAAAUCGCGGGGUGGUCUCGCGAACUGGGGGCCUUGGGAACGCAUCUUUUCGGGGUUGAAGAACUGAAUUGAAUUGAGUCGAGUGGGGAGGGGAAUGUACUUGGAAAGUGAUUCAAGGAGUUGGUUGGAGAGAAAGAUGAAGUGAUGAAUUGAUACCCGGAGGAAUUGUUGGAUUUGGUCGGUCGCUUUACUCAACUAAAGUGGACAGAGUUGAUUGGGAGUCGUUCAGUCGAGGUGAAGACCUUAUGUGCAAUGGAUGGAGGCAAUUAUUUUGAUGCGUUAUGAUUAUUGUUUGGAAUUGGUCUGGGGAAUUUUGAGAUAUUAUGGGCUUCGAAUGCCUUCUCUAGGGGAUGAUGAGGAUAUGCAGGCAGGGCCUUUGAUGAUGGGAAUUCGGCUGGGUUCAAGGACAGUCAGAAUCAUCCCUGACUUCAGUAUCUCCUAAUCUGGGAUCUUUCCGAAGUUCAGCAUGAUCAGCACGAAUGUUCUGUAUCUCAGCUCUGGUUGCAAAGAUGCACUUCGGGAUGUCGGUCUUGCCUGGCUCGGUCAGCCUAAUGGAAAGAGGGCGACAUUUCUAGGGCUUUUAUGGCGUCAAGUUGGAGAUGAUACCCAAUAGAUUAAUUAAUGU
Cadophora gregata is the source of this 1047-nucleotide messenger RNA. RefSeq lists its product as uncharacterized. Lineage: Eukaryota; Fungi; Ascomycota; Leotiomycetes; Helotiales; Ploettnerulaceae. The coding region runs from base 286 to 489 and encodes 67 amino acids. The record is from RefSeq and is a predicted model, not a curated record. The transcript is spliced from 2 exons.